Sander lucioperca (pikeperch) is the source of this 3889-nucleotide messenger RNA. It is a transcript of the gene pwwp2a, whose product is annotated as PWWP domain containing 2A. Bases 294 to 2666 code for a protein of 790 amino acids. The record is from RefSeq and is a predicted model, not a curated record. Gene Ontology annotation, molecular function: histone binding; chromatin binding. The transcript has 2 exons. Gene Ontology annotation, cellular component: nucleus. Lineage: Eukaryota; Metazoa; Chordata; Actinopteri; Perciformes; Percidae.
UAUUAAUCCAUUCAUUAAACUCGUUAUUAAUCUGUAAUAUAUUGACAAUAUCAGCCCAAAUAUCAGAGUUUAUUUCAGUGUUUAGAUUAAAUAUCAACCCGGAUCAGAAACAGUUUCGUCCUCUGGCGGUGGCCUGACGAAUCACACCCUCUCCCACAGCCAUCCAAUCAGAGAGCACGCUCCGCGGCGUCGCGUUGGAGUGGCAGGACUUCCAGCCAACAGCAGUGCGCCUGCGCAGCUGGCAGCGUUGUGAGGGCGGGGCGAGCGGCUUCUGGAGAACACAGCGGAAGAAAAUGGCGGCCGUGGCUGCAGAGCCAGGAGCUGCAGCGGUUCCGACAACAACAAUAACCGCGGCGACGGACGACGAGGGCUCGGCCGAACCGGGCCGGGCCAUGCCGGAUCACCCUGGCGGGGGAGGAGGGGAGAUGGACGGGUCUGCAGCGGAGAUCCCCCGGGGGGAGGAUGAAGGAGACGCGGAGCAGCGCCGCCAUGUCAGGCCGGAGUCCGCGGCGGGAAAACACACCGAGGAACUGAUCCAGAACUGCCCUCCAGAGCCGAUCAGCUUGGACCGGUUCUCCCCCGGAGUACCGGCCGACCCGGAGCCGCGCAACCCGCAGUCGCCGGCCGUGUUCCUGCACUCCCUCCCGGCCACGGAGCCCGGGAACCCGGAGCCGAGGCCCGGCACUGGGCUGUCUCUGCAGGAACCGGCGGGACCGACGGAGACUCCUGUGCACCCGGAGCCGUGCAACCCUGACCCUAAUGACCCUAACCAGGGCCACCCCGACCCCCCGGAGCCCGGGCUGCAGGACCUGAGACCCGGCUCGGAGGUCCGGGUCGCCCUGGACCACGUCAUCGAUGACGCGCUGGUGGUGUCGUUCCGGCGGGGGGAGAAGGUGUUCUCCGGGGUCCUGAUGGACGUCUCCAGGAGGUUUGGACCGUACGGUAUCCCCAUCACGGUGUAUCCGAGACGAGAUGACGGGCGUUGCCCUCAGAUGUCGCUGCCUCCGCUCCCUGACGUCGACCCGUCCAUCAAACAGGAAGUGGUCAUCGUGUCAGAGGGUGUGUCCCCGCCCCCCCCGCAGCCCUGGACGUCCAAACCGCCGCCGCUGUUCCAGGAGGGGGCGCCCUACCCCCCCCCUCUGUUCCUGCGGGACACGUACCACCAGGCCGUCCCGCAGCCACUGCCGCGCAAGAUCAAGCGGCCCAAACGGCGCUACCGCUGCGAGGAGCCCACCUCCAUCAUGAACGCCAUCAAGCUCCGCCCCCGCCAGGUGCUCUGUGACAAGUGCAAAGCCGUGGUGGCGUCCGGCGGCCACCUGGAGUCGCGGCGCGGUGAGGAGGUGUCUAGGCGGCGCAGAGCGGCCGAGGCCCCGCUGAACUCUGAGCUCAAACGGCUGAGAAGUGACGACCGCAGCGGACGCUCGGCGCCGGACAGACGCCCGGCGUCAGGGAUACGUGUGACAUCAUCUUCCUCUCCUCGCCGCGUCCUGAGGGGCGUGGCCUCCUCCUCGCCGGCGGCGGCGUCCGGCCGGCUCUGUCUGAAGCUCGGCGCUCAGAAGGUUCUGGACAAACGGCGCUCCAAAGCUCGCCACGCCCUCAACAAGAUGCCGGCCGCCGCACAGACGAUACCAACGCCCCCCAUGCCGCCGCCUCGCCGGCCCAAAGACCCGCCCCCCCCGGUCCAGAACCAGACCCCCGGCACGGCUCUGGGGCCGGACGGCGGCCGGGCGGUGACCCGCGCCGCGGCGCUGCAGAGCCGCCACCAGAAGGUCCACUUCACUCGCCGCCUGCAGAACAGCACGGCGGCCCUCGGCUCGCCACUUCCUCCUAGAAUGCGUCUGAAACCUCAAAGGUAUCGAACCGACGACAGCCAGGCCCCUCCUCCUCCCCCCUCCCCCUCCCCCGCCCCCGCCCCCUCCUCUCCGCCCAAACACAGCGCUCGCAGCUCGCCUUCCAAACCUGCUGUAAGCCCCGCCCCCUCAGCCACGUCGAACCCUGACCCCCCCGCAGCACCGCCCCCUACCCCUCCACCCACCUCCUGCGUUGCUGUGGAGACACAAGAGGGCCCCCACCCUCAGGAGGAGGCGGAGCAGGAGGCGGAGUCUCCUCCUCCGUGCUCCGUCCAAUCAGAGAGCAGCUCAGAGACAUUUGGCCCCGCCCCUCCUGGAGACCAGCCCUCCCCCCUCCCGCCGCCCUCCUCCCCCCCCCCUCCCCCCGGAGCCGACGAGGACGAGAAGGAGGAGAAACGGCGCCGUAAGUCCUCCUCCUCCUCCUCUUCGUCUUCCUCUUCCUCGCGGUCCUCCACGUUCUCCAAGUCCGUGUCUAAGGCGGCGUUGCCGGACGGCCGCACGGUGUGCGCCGGAGACAUCGUGUGGGCCAAGAUCUACGGCUUCCCGUGGUGGCCGGCACGCGUCCUGGGCAUCACGGUGUCGCGGCGUGGCGACACGGGGCUGGCGGUGCAGCAGGAGGCGCGGGUGUCGUGGUUCGGCUCGCCGACCACGUCCUUCCUGCCGCUCGCCCAGCUGGCGCCCUUCCUGGAGAGCUUCCAGUCGCGCUUCGACAGGAAGAGGAAGGGGCCGUACCGCCGCGCCAUCGCAGAGGCUGCCAGCGCCGCCAAGCAGCUCACGCCAGAGGUCCGGGCGCUGCUCACACAGUUUGAGACGUAGCAUCGGCCCCUCCCCUCAGAAAAUACCCCCCCACACAACAGACCACGCCCACACACUUUGCCCUGCCCCUCGACACAGGCCCCUCCCCUUUAUACUGACUCCUCUCUGAGACACAGGCCCCUCCCCUGACUGACGCAGACAGACAGACAGGCAGACUGACGCAGACAGACAGACAGACAGGCAGACUGACGCAGACAGACAGACAGGCAGACUGACGCAGACAGUCAGAGACAGACUGUUCAUGUUUCUGUUCUUGUUUAGACUGUGGGCGGGGCUUCAGACGAGCAGUGGGCGGGGCUUCUCUUUGCAGGCCCCUCCCCCUGUCUUCACAGAGGUCCGCCAUUGUACCGCCGUGGCGUCGGUGUGAUCUCGGAUCUCCCCGCCACCACUCAGUCUUUUAAGGGGUUAAUGAUGUCACAGUGAUGUCAUCAGACUACAGUAUGUUUAUCAGACAGGGAGGCUCUCUCCCGGUGCAUCAUGGGAAAUGUAGGAUCCAGAGAUGAGUUUCAGACUGAAGUUUGUUCUGUUUCUUUAAGAGUAAGAUUCAGCCUGCUGAUUGGCUGACUAACACAUCACGAUGAUGUCACUCGUUUACGUCAAUAAUGUAAAAAUAAACACUAAUUAAGAUCCAGAAGCUAAGCUAAGCGUUGCCGUAGCGCUCCAGCAGCGGCCAUGUGAAACGCUGUGACGCGUGACGCGACAGUUUAGUUUCCGUUCACAGUGUUGUCCAAACUGAGGCCGGGGUCCCAAACACGGUCCGGAGCAGAGCCGCAGCGGUCCAGAGGGGAUCAGCUGAUGCAUCACGUGUUCUCUGAUUGGUCCCCGUAGUUUGAUCCUCAGAGCCAAUCAGAAUCUGAGAAUUUAGAGGGCUGUUUCUGUUACUGAGAAUUGUUGACAUUCGAAGAUUAAUUUUAAUGUUUUUAAUUAUUAUGUUUUGAUGCUCAGAGAUGUUUUAUGCAGACAGACGUGUCACUCGCUCCGUGAUUGGUCCCCGAGCCUCGAUGAUGAUGAUGAUGAUGAUGAUGAUGAUGAUGAUGAUGAUGAUGAUGAAGGGCUUGUAGUUCCAGUCUGUUUGCAGAUCAGAGAUCCUGAACUAAAACCUGUUGGGACAAAAUAACGGAAACACACGGACUAAAAUCUAAAAUCUGAGAUGCGACUUGUGUAUGUUUUUUUUUCUUCUUCUCUGAUGUUUUGAAUCUAUUAAAAAACUGUCAAACUUCUCA